AUGAUUCUGAUAUUCUUAUCAUUAUUUUUCUUAUGCUUUGGGGGCGUAAUCUAUCCUAAAACUCCUCGUCCCAUAAUCGCCUCUCGCAAUAACAUGAACGCAGCUUCUGAUUAUACGUUUUAUUUUCAAAUUUCCAGCUAUGCUCCAAGCAGCUCAAUUUUGACGAUUACUUUUCCUUAUCCUUAUCCCUCAGGCUUAGGAAUUACUACCUGCUCAGCUCUAAACUGAAACCAAGCAUCUAUUUCUUGCUCAGUCAGUGGAAAAUCAGCAAUUUUAAACGUCGGAGAACUGAGCAACGCAAAUGCGAAUAACACUUAUUCUGUUACAAUUUAUGGGGUAAAAAAUCCAAGCAUGAUGGGAGGAACUGGGAUGUUUUCUCUGCAAACCAGCACUGGGAUUAAUAUUAUUGACUACUGUGACUGAUUUGGGGAGCUUGGAAUUACAUCUAAUAUAAAAACAAUCAGUUCAGCUUCAGUGUCCUGCACUACUAAUUGUAAAGCAGGACAGUCAGGGACUUAUGAUAUUUCUUUUACAAAUGCAGAAGUCUACGAAGUUGGAGCAAGACUUUACAUUUUGUUCCCAACAAGUUUAACGCUAUCAUCGACUCCAUCAUGUACGUCGACUCAAAUAACAGGAAUUACAUGUAAAUCAGCAAAUAAUUUAGUGACCAUUUCCGCUUUAACUUCAGCUUUAAAUAAAGGGGCGAACACUAUUACAUUUACUAGUGUAGGAAAUCCAGCUGUCAGUGGAAAUGUAGGGACUUUUGAUAUUUAUAGCUUUCAGCCUGUUGUAAAUACGAUGUAUGACGCUGUAUAUGGAGUAACUGGGCCAACAUUGACAAGCAAUUUUAUUACUUCUAUAACAGCCUGCCCGACAACUGGUGGAAGCUGCACAGGAAGCUACCCAAAUGUAGGGCUCGGGUAUACCCAAUAUUACUAUAUUAAUUUUGUAACAACAAAUCCUAUUCCUUACGGUGGAGCGAUUCUGCUUACUUUUGUGUCAGGAUUCACAUUGAGGACUGACUCUUGCAAUAUUUAUUAUGGGCUUUCUAACCAAGGCUACACUGAGGAUGACCAAAUUUUGUGUAAUGUCGACACUGCAGCUGGAACCUUAACAAUAACGAAAUUCGCUAUGUUUUUAGGAGGGACAAUAAGCUUAAAAGUCAUUGCUACAAAUCCUACAACUUCAGGGACAUAUUCAUCUUUUUCUGUUUCCACUUAUUAUGAUACUGGGAUGACUCAAUUAAUUGACACUGGAACUAUGGGCUCUAUAGUAGUAGCAAAUUUCCCACAGCCGAAUAAAUGGGACAUUACAUGAAGUGGUGCAUUAACUGUAGGCAAUGGGGUGACAGCAUCUAUCAUUUUUCAGCCAAAAACAUCGUCACUUUCAGCUCCUUCAGUUUCUUUUCAGUUCAAUUUCCCCACUGGGUUUUCCUUCAAUGGAACUCCAUCUGGGUUAUGGCUUCCAAACAACGUGUUUCCUGACUAUUCAGCAACUGUAACAGCUUCAGGGAGUCCUUUAGUCAUUACUUUUGCUACAGCUGGCACUGACAGCAUUCCUACUAAUAAAGAUAACAGACUCCAAAUUUUAAGCUCUGGGACUGGAAUUGUGCUGCCUUCUAUGCCUGGGCAUUAUUUUAUUGAAAUGAUAACUCUUAAUGGUGGAAGCCAAAUAGAGGGAUUUUUGUAUGAAAUGAUUGUAUUGCCUGCAUCUAUGAGUGGUAGUGCAAUGACUUAUAGUAUUGAUACUGACGUUAUGAGCUUAUAUGAAAUUAAAUUUACACCUCUAAUUGACAUCCCGUCUGGAUCUGUCCCUGAUUUGCCUCAGCAAAGCUGGGGAACUAUAGAUGUCCAGUUUCCAACCAUGAAUUCUAAUUGGCAAAAUUUAUGGCCAAUUGAUCUAGGGACUGGUGGAAGUGAUGGGACAUUGAUAGCUUGUAAAGGAAUUUCAAACAUUGAGCCGUUUUAUGGAAGCAGGAUCACUUGCAAACUUUUAACGGCAGCUUCUGUAAGCACUUCUACAUAUGUUACAGUCAGAAUUACAAAUUUCAAAAUAAUUUAUGCAUAUGUGCCUGUCACAGUCCAUAUAUCAAAUAUAAUUAAUCCAGCAACUGCUGAUAUUUAUCCCUAUUUAACGGUUGUGAGCUAUUCUAUUACUCAGAGAGUUUACCAAACUUUAAAUUCAGCUACUUAUACACAUCCCUUGACAAGCUAUAGUGAUAAUAACCCAUCGUUGCCAAUAGUAAACGGGAGGUCGCAAGAUCCAUAUGGAGACGGAACUGCAUUGAUUUCAUUUGCGCCUAAUACUGUCAAUAUGGACACAAUAAUGUCGUUUAUCCUAUGAACAGAAGGAGACAUUCAAACUGGUGGGACCUUAUUGAUAAAGUUCCCAAGCACUUAUCCAUUACCUGACUCUGCAAUUAGCUGUUAUAUAAAUUAUAAAACAGCCCAUACUUGUUAUACAUAUCCAGUUUCUGGCUGAAUUUCUAUAUUAAACACACAGUUUACCAUUUAUAAUCAUGUGGAAUAUACAGUGACAGUUCAUGGGCUAACAAAUCCAGUAGAAGUUGUAGACCCAGCUAUGCCUUCAAUGGUAGUUAUCACAGGAUAUGUUGAAGAAGAGUAUGUGUAUUUUCAUGAUUUUAAUUAUUUUGACCCAGGAGCUAUUGAUCCUGUUCAUGUAUUUCCAAGCUCUUAUAAUGCUUUAGCUACAGAUAUAACAUAUACAUGACUGUUUACAUGUGCAGAUGAUAUUCCUGCUGGAGGUAAAAUUGUGUUGACUUUCCCUAAGACAAAUUAUGUUUUAAACACCUAUCCGACCCCUACCUGCUUAUUCUCAGGGCUUGAUGACGAAAGUUCAACAUCUGCAGUCACUUGUACAGUUAUUGGAAAUACAAUAGAAGUAACAAAUUUUGCUACCUAUACAGCCGGCAACGAAAUACAGAUCUUAGUAUUUAAUGUGCUGAAUCCAGCGACUACUGGGUAUACUGAUUAUUUCCAAGUCGCCACAUAUUCUACUUCCGAUCUCUUAAUGGACGCAGAAUAUUAUAUCCCUAAAAUUUUGAUUACUGCACAAGCAUCAGUCGGGCUGCUUACUUUUAUAGAUUUUUAUGCCAAUCCUAAUAAUGGUGGGGCGUUAGGGGAUUAUACAGUUUCUAUUCUUCCCUCUGUGACUGUCCCUAAUGGGUCUUAUAUAAUCAUCACUUUUCCUUCAACAGAGUUUUCUAACAUGGCAACUAGUCAAACCUGCACAUUAUCUGGAGGGUUAACAACUUUAUCAACCUGCUACAGUGAUGGGAAUAAUAUUGUCACUGUAAUAACAGACGACGACUAUGUAAAAAAUGCUCUUUCAGCACCUAUAAAUAUAACUGUUCAUGAUAUUACGAAUUUUGCAGCAGGGCUAACUAGUGGUGUGGUUGAUGUUGAAAUUUAUUCAUCAGGAGUCUUAAUUAAUACCAGCCCUGAAAAUGAAUCAAAUAGGAAAGUAACGACAGGGCAGGCGCCAGGGAAAAUUUACUUAAAAGGGAUAACUUCUUCUCCUGAUAACCCUGAUGAGCUUGCUAUUUUUAAUUUAACGUUUUCUCCUGCCACCAGCUUCAAUUCUUCAUGCUAUAUUAUCGUUGAUUUUCCUAGUGUUUUUGCAAGAGACCUCAGUGAAAAAAUGGUUUGCUCGUCUCCUGAGCUAAGCAAUUCUACAGGUACAGGGAUUAUUUGUGCAGCUAGUGGCUACCAGAUGAAAGUUUAUAAUACAAAAGGCUUUGAUGUCAAGAAAUUAGAAACUUUUACUAUUAGCCUAAACCAUUUAAGAAACCCCAAACAAGGAAGUGGACAGUAUAAUUUUAUUUUUUAUACAGCCUGUGGCUAUGAAAUGCAGGAUUAUGGGACUUAUUCUUACACUAGAGCUUAUCAGUCAACCCCAGCUAAUAUGUAUUUAAGCACUGCGACUACAACUGGGACAAGCAUUUUAUAUGCUUCUGAACAAGUUUAUUUGGUUUCUACAAUAGCUUCUUAUUUCCAGAGCACAAGUAAUGAUUUGGUCUUUAUUGAUUUUCCUCUUGGAUAUGAUGAAGAUUUUGUAGGGGAUUCUAUAGUCUGUAAAUCUGACGUUGAGUCCUCACAAAAUACCGUCCCAUGCACUUAUGAAUCUAAUCGUGUAAAAGUUUCUGCUUUUUCUGAUAGUGUAAAUACACUUUAUUUUACUGAAUAUGGGGUUUCUGUUAUUGGAAUAGAAAACCCAGACUCUAUUGGCCAAGCACGAUUUUUAAAAAUGAGUUUAUAUAUGAGCUCACAAGACCUUAUAUUUGCAAAGACUUUUGACAAUCUAAAUAGAGCAGACCCAUUUUAUUAUAACCAGCAAGGCAUUUUGGUGACUAUGAACAGUGGAAGUGGGUUUUCAUUAAAUGCUGGGACAAGGACAUGGGCGAUGAAUGCUAAUAUAGACACUGGGUCUCCACAAAGUGUCUCCAUAACCCCAACCUUAACAUCGUCUACUUGCUAUGUGGUACCUUCAAAUAUAACAUUUUCAGCAGGAGAUUUUAUUAAGACUUUCCAAGUAUCAUGUGACAUUAGCUCUGUAUUAGGCUAUUUUUAUAUAGAAUGAAACUAUGAUGGGACUUGGCCAAGAAACUAUUGGUCACCAAUCCCGAGAACUAAAUUCCAAGUAACUGAUAAUAGAGAUGAAACAAUUACAAUUGGCAGUAUAGGAGUUGUACCUCAAGGAGGGGAAAGCUUCCCAAUUCCUAUAGCACUAUCACACCCUGUUGACAAACAAAUGGUAUCGUUAUUUGCCUAUUUUUGAACUUUACCACUUAAGUGUGGAAAUUUUUUUCCGUGUGUGAAAAGAGGAUUCCACAUAUAGCCCUUUUGAUUUCACAUGUGGAAUCCUCUUUUCACACGCGGAAAAAAAUCCACACUUAGGUGGUAAAGUUCAAAAAUAGGCAAAUAGCGAUAGUUGCACUAGGAAAAAUUGGGAUUAUGCCAACUGGAUCAAGUAUUUCUCCGAAUUAUUUUAUUUUUGAAGGAGGAGAUUAUGAGAAGACUUUUGUGGUGGGAAUUGAUAAAACGUCAUAUGGGCUGACAGGACAGAUUUUGGUGGAAAAGUCAGGGGUGGAUGAAGUUCAAUACAGCUUGACUGCAAGUGGGCUUACUUAUGCUGUAGGGUCUGAAGAGACUACGCCACCUAUUAUAGCUGAUUAUCAAAUGACAUCUGUAAGCAAAACUACUGCUGGACUUACUAUUACUGUGGAUACUGCCAGCAAUGUAUAUUGGAUGCUGUCAAGAUAUGGGACUCGAGAUCCAACUGCGAGUGAAGCUAAAGCAGGUGCUCUGCCUUUCCCUACGUGAAAUACAAAAAUUUUUAAAAAAAAGAUAUUUUGAUAUUUAAGUGAUAAUUAUUAUAAUAAAAUCUCUAGCCAAUUCUAUUGAAAUUUAAACUGCAUGUAUUUUACAAAUUAAAUUAAUUUUUACUUCCAAUUUUUGCAAUUUUUGAAAAUCAAAUUACUAUAAAAUUUAUAUAUUAUGCAUUGCCUAAAUUACUUAUCUAGGCUUACAUUUUCACACAUGAAAAUAUAGAGAAUUGACAAUGUUAAAUUUUCUCCAACACUUGAAUAAAAUUUCCAUAUGUGAAUUCUCUAUAUUUUAACAUGUCAGCCUAGAUAAGCAAUUUAGGCAAUUGAUUAAUAAAUUAAAAAAAAAAUUAACCUCUUAGGUAAGCGAAACAAAAUUUUUUGUUUGAUUUACUGAGAUGAAGAGUAAGCAAUGCAGGAGAUUUGCAUGAUACUCCUGUAUUUGGACAUAUCUACGAAUAUACCACUGUUGCUACAAACAGGCUGCUAUACAAUAUAACAGUAUCAGGUCUUAAAGCUCAAACAAACUAUACCAUGCAUUUCGUAGUCAUAAACCUUGGUGGAGUUGCUGCUACAAAAGUCCCAAACAUCGUUUUCACAACGACUGAAAGAUACAGAAUUGCUACUUUUCCUAUAAAGUUCAACCAAACUGUUACCCAAACCACAAUAGAUUUUUGCUUAACUGUGAUUGCUUUACAAUUAAGAAUUGAUUCGAGCAGACUUGGAAUAAGAGCAGAUUAUUCAGGCAGCACUGGAACCCCAGCAUCUGAUAAUAACUAUACAAGUGGGAACUAUACGACCUCAUCAGGGAUUUCUACAAGGCUCCUUGCAGAUCCUGUGACAAGCCUCGAUGUUUUGAUAUACCCAGACCCUUAUAGUACCAGCACAACUUCUCCUCUGGAUUAUGCAAAUAUGGUGCAGGACAAAAAAUCAUCGAUCCAGGCCAGUAUUCAAGAGUUCGACACUAGCCUUUUUAUAUCUGGGAAAGAAAUUUAUGGAAUAAAGCCUGUUUUUAUGACAAAUCCGAAGUUCGGGUCAGCUGUGUCAGGAGUCUUGAAGGUUUUAGAUAUUUCUUUAUAUGAAAAAGGGAUUGUGUUUGUAUGUGUGACUGACUCCCCCCCCCCUUUAAAUUGGAACAAAAUAUAGGUAAAAUUUCCACUUUUUUGGUAAAUUAACCCCCCUUUAAAUUGGAACAAAAUUUAAUUUUAUAAUAAAAAAUUAUAUAUAAUUUUUAUCUAAAAAGUUUUGAUAUAAGUUCAAUGUUUCUUCUUAACUAAAAUUAAAAAUUUAUUUAUAUCUUGCUCUUUUUUAAAGAAAAAAGUAUAAAGAGCAUCUUAUUUAUAUAAAUUUAUUAUCCUUAAUUGUUAAAUUUUAAAAAAAAAUUAAUUUUUUUUUUUUUUAAAAAAUUUUCAAAAAAACAUUUUUGUUUUUUUUUGAUAAAAUGAUAUUUUUUAUUUGGAUAGUUUUGAUAUAAAUUCAAUCGGAAUUCUUUAUAAAAUUUCAAAAUUUACUUAUUUCUUGCUUUAUUUUAAAGAAUAGAGUAUAAAUAACAUCUUAUUUAAACAAAAUUAGCACUUUGAUCGAUAAAUUUUCCAAAAUUUUUUUUUUUUAUUUUUUUUAUCAAUAAAAAUAAAAAUUUUUGUGUAAAUAAUUUUGAUACCAAUUAAUAGUGGCGUAUUAACUAAUAAUGAAAAUUUAGUUAUAUCUUGCUUUUUUUUGAAGGAUAAAGAGUAAAUAGCAUUUUAUUAAACAAAUUUAUUGAUCUAAUUCGAUAAGUUUUUGAAAUUUUUUUUUUUAAAUUUUUAUAUUUUUUACAAAAAAUUUUAUAUUGAUAUUUUUUUUUAAAAAACAAAUUAACCCGGGGGAGUGAGUAUAAUUCAAGCGAAACUAUACCUGAUCCAAUUCCAUGGCAAGUUGUGAAUGGACUAAAUUCGACGAAUUAUCCAUGCGAAUUUGCUGCGAAUUUAACUGUUGAAGAUGUCCCUGAACAGGUAAGCUUUAGUGGGCUGCAGAAAGAUAAGACUUACAAAAUUUAUUUGUCGGGGCAAAAUACUGUGCAGGAGUAUCCAGACUUGAUGGAUGUAGUCAAAAUUAUUCCGUUUACUACAAAUGGGAUGUCUACUCAAACAACAUCAUCAGGAUUUUUGAUUGGUAUUGAAGUUGCUGGGCUUAUCUUAUUAAUAAAUUAA
Molecule: messenger RNA, 7533 nt
Organism: Blepharisma stoltei
Lineage: Eukaryota; Ciliophora; Heterotrichea; Heterotrichida; Blepharismidae
Source: the annotation of a GenBank genome assembly